Messenger RNA from Photinus pyralis (common eastern firefly), 1100 nucleotides. It is a transcript of the gene betaggt-II, whose product is annotated as geranylgeranyl transferase type-2 subunit beta. Gene Ontology annotation, molecular function: Rab geranylgeranyltransferase activity. The record is from RefSeq and is a predicted model, not a curated record. The transcript has 2 exons. NCBI's taxonomy places the organism in Eukaryota, Metazoa, Arthropoda, Insecta, Coleoptera, Lampyridae. Gene Ontology annotation, biological process: protein geranylgeranylation. The coding region runs from base 61 to 1056 and encodes 331 amino acids. Gene Ontology annotation, cellular component: Rab-protein geranylgeranyltransferase complex.
UCCAGUCAGCUGACAGCUGUCACAAUCAUAACCUCAAAAAAAUUUUUGAAAACAAUAACAAUGGCCAUUCCAAUAAAAGACAUAAAACUACCUGAAGACAGUCCAAAGGAGCUCCUCCUCGACAAGCACGUCGAGUUUAUCAAACGGUACGGCAAAUCGGACGACGACUACGAGUUUGGCAUGUCGGACUACCUCCGAAUGUCCGGAAUGUAUUGGGGCCUUACCGCACUAGAGCUCGUCGAUAAACUACACAUCUUGCCCGAGAACGACGUGAUAGACUUCAUUAAACGAUGUCAGGAUCCGGAGACGGGCGGCAUCAGCGCGUGCAUUGACCACGAUCCGCACCUGCUCUACACUCUGAGCGCCGUUCAAAUUUUGUGCAUGUACGAUCGGUUGGACGCGGUCGACGCUAGCGCCGUAGUGAAUUACGUGACCUCGCUGCAGCUGCCCGACGGUAGCUUCACCGGCGACAAGUGGGGCGAGGUCGAUACGCGUUUCUCGUUCUGCGCGGUCGCGACACUUGCGUUGUUAAACCGGCUCGAUGCGAUCGACGUCGAGAAGGCGGUAUCUUUUGUGGAGUCGUGUAAGAAUUUCGACGAGGGAUUCGGUUCGAGACCCUUCUCGGAAAGCCACGCCGGAAUGGUCUACUGCUGCCUCGGAUUUCUCUCAAUAACCGGUCGUUUGGAUAUCGUGGAUCGAGAUACGUUGGCGUGGUGGCUUUGCGAACGACAGCUACCUUCGGGCGGUCUCAACGGUCGGCCGGAGAAGCUGCCCGACGUCUGUUACAGCUGGUGGGUGCUGUCUUCGCUUACGAUGCUGGGUCGAUUGCAUUGGAUUAGCGCGCCCGCCCUCAAGCGUUUCAUUUUGGCGUGUCAGGAUGUCGAGACGGGAGGUUUCAGUGAUCGACCCGGCGAUGUCGCCGAUCCGUACCAUACCGUUUUUGGUUUCGCCGCCUUGUCACUUUUGGGAUUUGAUUCAAUUAAACCUGUUAAUCCUACGUUCUGUAUGCCACAGCAUGUGAUCGAUAAAUUAAAAAUUAAGCAUCAGCUGUUAUGAAAUUAGUCAUCUUGUAAUUUUAUUAAUAAAAACUGUUAAUUUAC